Sorghum bicolor (sorghum) is the source of this 842-nucleotide messenger RNA. Its product is annotated as 40S ribosomal protein S11. The transcript is spliced from 6 exons. Lineage: Eukaryota; Viridiplantae; Streptophyta; Magnoliopsida; Poales; Poaceae. Gene Ontology annotation, cellular component: ribosome; cytosolic small ribosomal subunit. Bases 106 to 588 code for a protein of 160 amino acids. The record is from RefSeq and is a predicted model, not a curated record. Gene Ontology annotation, molecular function: structural constituent of ribosome. Gene Ontology annotation, biological process: translation.
GAUGAGUAGGGUUUUGGUUUGGGCACGCCUUCUAUCCUCGCGCCGCCGCCGCUGUCGCCGUCUACGCCGUGCGCCGCUGCCCGUUAGUCCUCUCGAACAUCAACCAUGGCGGAGCAGACAGAGAAGGCUUUCCUCAAGCAGCCUAAGGUUUUCCUCUGCUCGAAGAAGGCCGCCAAGGGGAAUAAGCCUGGCAAGGGUGGCAACAGGUUCUGGAAGAACAUUGGCCUUGGUUUCAAGACUCCCAGGGAAGCCAUCGAAGGAACCUACAUUGAUAAGAAAUGCCCAUUCACUGGCACUGUGUCAAUUAGAGGCCGCAUCAUUGCUGGAACAUGCCAUAGCGCCAAAAUGAACAGGACCAUCAUUGUUCGUAGGAACUACCUUCACUUUGUCAAGAAAUAUCAGAGGUAUGAGAAGAGGCACUCUAACAUCCCCGCCCACAUUUCCCCUUGCUUUCGUGUGAAGGAAGGAGACCAUGUGAUUAUUGGCCAGUGCAGGCCACUGUCCAAGACGGUGAGGUUUAAUGUGCUGAAGGUUAUCCCUGCCGGGUCAAAGAGUGGUGCAGUGAAGAAGGCAUUCACUGCUGCCUGAGGAAGAGGAAUACAUCAAAGAUUCUGAAAGAUAUAGAUCAUGAGAAGAUUCUGAAAGUUAUAGAUCAUGAGAAGAUUGCGAAAGUUAUAAGAUCACGAGAUUUUGAUGUCAGUUUCUAUAUGCCAUUUGUACUAGGAUUUUUGACUCAGAGAAAUAUGUGCGAAGUUAAAAGUCAAAUGUGCUGAAUUCAGCAAUAUUGUGAAGAGCAAAAUCUUGAGUGACGUAUUUAAGGCUUUGUUUCAGUUGAACGAUUA